This is a messenger RNA of Closterium sp. NIES-67, 4495 nucleotides long. The record is from the annotation of a GenBank genome assembly. NCBI's taxonomy places the organism in Eukaryota, Viridiplantae, Streptophyta, Zygnematophyceae, Desmidiales, Closteriaceae.
GAGAGAGACAGGCAGCGAGCGGCCGAGAUGUUAGCAGCGUGGCAGCGGGAGCACCUGAAGCACCUGCAGCAGGCGGAGGAGCGGCGCAGGCAGCGCAGCGAGGAGGUGCAGCGCAUGAAAGACGGCAUGCGCCGCCUGCAGCGACACCUCGACCUCCUCAACUCUGGCAGUCCAGGGGGGAGGCGAGGGGGUGGAGAGGGGUUGGCGAGUCCAGGGGUGUUUAGACAGGCGCAGCAGCACCAGCAGCAGCUGCUGCAGCUGAUGCUGGCAGGAGGGAGAGUGAGGGGAGGAGGGGCAGUGGGAGGAGAGGGAGGUGGAGGAGGAGGAGGAGGUGGAGGUGGAGGGGGGUGGGUAGGAGCUGGGGGGAGAGGGGAGGUGGAGGGGGCUGGAUGGCUGGUAGAUCGGGCUUUAGCUCCCCUUCCACCUGCACCAUCUGCUGCUGCAGCUGCUGCUACGACUUUUGCUGCUGCUGCUGCUGCUGCCCAUAAUACAGACCAUCUUCCUCAGUCAGACACAGCAGGUCAACUCCCCCCCACCUCCCUCCUCCCUCCCCCGGCACUCCCCCCCCCCCAACCCACACACUCAAGCACUUUCUCCACUCCUUCCUCCUCCCCACACCCUCAUACCCAACCCCUCCCCUCCUACGCCUCCUCCUCCCACUCUCUCCCUCCUUCCUCCUCCCCCUUUUUCCCUCCCCCGCUCUACCCCCCUUCCACCACUGCCUCCCCAGCUGUACCUCCCCCGGCUGGCCUUCCCCCAUGUUUCCAGGGUUUUCUGACUCUUCCCCCAUGCUCCCCUCUGCGUCUACUGGUCCCUCGUUCAAUACGGUUAUGGGAAGAGCUCGGGCUGCGGCUUUGAGGGCACAGGCCAGCCGGGCAGGGGAGGUAUGGAGGGGAGGAGUGGAAGGAGGAGUUGAGGGGGCAUCAGCAGCUCAUUCACUUUCCUCAACCCAUACUGCAUUGGAACCACCGACAACAUCAGUACCACCGUUAGCAAUAGCAAUACCAUCAGCAUCAGCAGCAGCAGCAACCGCAGCAGCAGGACCAGUGAGGGAAUUGCGUUCUCGUGCGUCUUCCCUCUCCUCCCCUCCCUCUUCUUCUCCUAGCACCACCGCCACCCACCCUCCCAGCACUGCCAGCACCAGUGCUGCUAACAGCCUAUGGAAGCGGGCGGCAGGGGGCCUUGUCGGGCGGCGAAGUGGGCGGCUGAUUCCGACUGGUAUGCAGCAGAUGAUUGGCCAGGGGGUGGCUCAGAUGCAAUCGAUGGUCAUAGCUGGGUUAGAGGAUAUACUAGAUAUGGAUUUGGACGGAGGAGGGGAGAUUGGUGAUGCAGGGUUGAGUGCGGUGGGAAGCAGUGGGGGUGGUGGGCCGAGUAGGCUGGAUUUGAGUGCGGUGGAGAGCGGUGGGGCGAACGUGGCGGGUGUAGGGAGUGGUGGGAUCAGCAGUGCUGAUGGUCUUGGUGCCUUGGGAGGGGGUGGUGUGGGUAUGGAAGAAGGGAGUGUGAGUGCGAGGACAGGCAGGCAACGCAGCAGUAGCUGUCAGUGGCCCGAGGGGUCUCACCUCAUGGUGGGUGAUUCUCAGAGGCUAGAGGGAUCUCAUAGGCUAGAGGGGUCUCAGAGGAUAGAGGGAUCUCAGAGCUACAGGCAGACUAGGUUGAGCAGAGGAUCAGGCAGCGAUGCUGCUGCUGCUGCUGGGUUAAGCAUAGACACGAUAGAGGAAGCCAAGGAGGAAGGCAGAUUGGACGUGGACCAGUCAGGCUCUGAGAUGACGUGGACAGAUCCCAGAUCCGAGUAUGGCAGCCCGGCACGCCACGUCAGCGAUGAGGUGGAUGUGUCAGCAGUCGCCGAUGCUUUGCCAGCUGUACAGGAAGUAGCGUUUAGCCAAUCAGGUGCUGGCUGUGUUCGGAGAGACGGCAUGGUGGAGGAGGGAGGAGCAGUUGGGGUUGGGGAGAUUGAGGAGGAGAGGGACGGAGGUAUGACUGGCGAUGGGGUUGGGGGUCAGGGAGUGGCAUUUGGUGGAGGAACUAGCUGGGGAGGGGGCAGAGAGGGUCGAGGGGAGGAGGGCUUGAGUGCGUCUGAGGCUGCUGCUGCUGCCAUAGCAGCGGGAGGAGGGCUGCAAGGAGCAGCAGCCGCGGCUGCAGCUGCUGUUUUAAGUAGGCAUGGGCAGAGGGGAACAGCAGGAGAGGGAGACUGGUCCGGCGGAAAAGAGGGGGGAAGAAGAGCAGGAGGACGGAGACUGGGCGAAGGAAUGGGAGAAGGGAUGAGAAAAGGGAUGAGAGAAGCAACAGGUGGAACACAUGCAGAAGGCCCUGCCAUUGGUAACACCGUAACCAACGCCACCACCACCACCUCCACCCCCUUCCCCUCCGCCUCCUCCCCCCCCUCCCCAUCCCGCCGUGCCUUCUCCCGCCUGCGCUGGCUGCUCCAGUCAAACAGCGACGUGGUAACCGGCGUCUUCAUGGUUACCGCCUUCUGCUGGAACCUCUCUCUCUCCACGCUCGUCUUCCCCCUCGCCCUCUUCCUGUACGCCCUCGUCUCCAACCCCUCCCCCGGGCCGAGAUUCUGGCGGGCUAUGCUCGUGUACUCCGAGAUUCUGAUUGCCUUGGAGUAUCUGUAUCAGAUCCCGACGCAUGACAGCUGUGCCAGCUGGAUUGAGGGGAAUGGGGCGGGGGGGAGUGGGGGAAAGGGAGGGGGAGGGGGAGGUCGGGGGCCGGCAACAGGGGGAGGUGCUGUCCCCCCUAGUGGAAGAGGAGGAGGGAGCGGGGGAGGGAAAGGAGGGGCGGGGGGGCUUCCUUCAGGGUGGUUUCCAGGGUGGAUUGGUGCUGGUGGUGGUGCAGAGGGGAUGGACCGCCUACUUGCAUUUAUAGGCAUCCGACCGUACCCUAGCUGGUUUGUGUGGAACGUGCUUCCUCUCUUUGCUGUCUACCUAGCCCUGCUGGUCCAAACCUCCAUCCGCUACAGGAACAGCCAGUCCAAGGACUCGAGGGACUCUAAGAAACUUGCUGAACCUGAGGAGGAGGUCAGGUUCGGAAGCUUCCAAGCCUCGGGUGGUGGUUCAGGCCAAGCCGGAUGUGAGGGGGGUGGAAGAGACAGGGGAGAGGGCAGGGGUAGGGAGGCGAGGGGGCCUGUGCUGAGGAAGGUGGUUUCUGGGGCGGGUUGAAGGGAACUGCGAGGGUGCUUGGUAGACUGGUAGGGGCCAGCCAAGCUGUUCAUGUUCAUGCUUAUGUGGACGAUGCUGCUGACAUGGAUGAUGCUGACGUGGAGGCGUCUUCUCCUCUGCUUAGUGGCAAUCGUGCGUCCACCUUCCCUCAGACAGCUGGCAAUCGCAGCAGCAGCAGCAGUUUUCUACAGAGCAGGUGGAGGAGCAGUAGCAGCAGGAGGAGGGGUGGAGCAGCCCAACAAUACAGCAGCAGCAGGAGCGGCAGCGGCAGCGGCAGCAGGAGCGGCGUUGCUGAUUCACCUCCACCCCAGCCGCUGUCCUUUUUUAAGCGCUUAUGGAUUCGGGGGUCAUGUAGAUUCACUGCAGCUUGGAGGGGAUUAAUUAGGUUCUUAAGAGCUGCUAUGGAGGGGUCGGAAGCGCCGCCCUACUUUGUCCAGGUGGUUCUGUACAACGCGGAUGGGUGGACGGCCAAUCAGAUGAUGCCAGGUGUCAUUGAGAGAGCGUUCAACUACUUGUUGGUGGCUGCGGAUGAUGUCGCAGUGCCUGCUGACGUGGCUGUGCCUGCUGAUGUGGCAGGUGCCGGACCUGCACAGGGAGGAAGAGUAGGAGGGGUCAACACGGCGACCCGCUUGUUUGGGAAUUCCAGAAAGCAUGUGCAUUUUGAGCCGGAAGGAGCAGCGGUGAUGCAUGCAGAGAGGUAUUCCAGGCAAGGUGUUGAGCAGCAGCAGCAGCAGUUUCAACAUGAGACUCAGCAUCGGGCUCAGAAGCAACAGCUAGAGCAGCAGGCGCUUGCUUUGCUUCCGUGCGAGUACCAGCAGUUAGUGCGGGUGCACAGUGUAGACGCUGUAGAGUGUGCCAACACCCUUACUGCUUCCGGUGCUGCCCAUAGCGUGGCCAGCCCUUCAGCUGCCCAUAACAGAGCCGCCACUGGAGCCACAGCCACGCUUGAAACCCCAGCAGCAAGUGCAGCAGAUACAGCCACAGCCACAGCAGCAGCAGCAGCAAUUCCGCAGGGGGCUGCACAUCCUGCUGCUGCCUUUUCUCCAACCGCUGCUGCUGCCGAUGAAAGCACUCACUAUUCCUCGCUCCCUCACUUUCAUCCUCACUCACAGCUCCCUGUUACAGACACUCUGGUAGUGGUGCUUGAGGUGGUAACCAACACCACUGCCGCUGCCUCUGCCUCCCCUCCUACCUCCUCUGAUACCCCCUCCGACUCCCCAGCUUCUCAAUGCACCCCCUCUCAGCCACACACGUGGCAUGACACCUGGCAGUCGCUCACACCAUCUGCUGACGUGGCAAAGAGGCUCGGGAGGUUCCUGAGCGGUGGGGGGAGGCCC